Molecule: messenger RNA, 945 nt
Organism: Gopherus evgoodei (Goodes thornscrub tortoise)
Lineage: Eukaryota; Metazoa; Chordata; Testudines; Testudinidae
Product: olfactory receptor 4D1-like
Exons: 1
Coding region: 1-945 (314 amino acids)
Biological process (GO): G protein-coupled receptor signaling pathway
Cellular component (GO): membrane
Molecular function (GO): olfactory receptor activity; G protein-coupled receptor activity
Source: RefSeq, a predicted model, not a curated record
AUGGAGCAGCAGAACCUCACCAGUACCGUGACUGAAUUUGUUCUCUUGGGCCUCACCCAGAAUCAGCAGCUGAAGUAUUUUCUCUUCAUGGUCUUCUUCGUAGUCUACGUGACCACCUGGCUGGGAAACUUCACCAUCAUCAUCACCGUGAUCGCCGACCACCAGCUCCACACCCCCAUGUACUUCCUGCUGGCCAACCUGACUUUUAAUGUCAAUGCUCCCCACCUGCAUUCAGGUCUCCUCUUCCAGCAUAAAACAGUCUCCUUUGAGGAGUGCAUCCUCCAGAUGUUCUUCUUCCACUUCAUCGGGGGUGCAAUGGUGUUUUUUCUUGUGGGGAUGGCCAUUGAUCGGUACGUGGCCAUCUAUAAACCACUGAGAUAUUUGAUUAUCAUGAACUGGGGCAUGUGCAUGGGGCUAGUGGUACUGGCAUGGCUGGGUGGAUUGGCUCACUCUGCUGUUCAAAUUGGACUUCUCCUCCAGUUACCUUUCUGUGGGCCUAACAUCCUGGACAAUUUUUACUGUGAUCUCCCACAAGUCAUCAAACUGGCCUGCACCAACACCUACUUGGUUGAACUGCAGAUGGUCUUCAGUGGUGGAGUGCUCCUCAUCACACUAUUUAUCAGUCUGCUGAUUUCCUACACCAUCAUAUUAGUCAAGAUCAGGACACAUGUCACAGAAGGAAAACACAAGGCUCUGUCCACCUGUGGAGCCCAGAUCUUGGUUGUGAGCUUAAUAUUCAUUCCUGGUAUCUUCAUCUAUGCUCGGCCCUUUAAGAAGUUCACCCUGGACAAGUCGACCUCAGUCUUUUUCACGGUCAUCUCCCAAAUGUUGAACCCAAUGAUCUACACGUUGAGAAAUGCAGACAUGAAAAUGGCCAUCAAGAGGCUGAUGAGCAGAAUGCUGUUGUCAUGGAAGAAACGAAGGACACUGGUUAUCUUUGAAUGA